This is a messenger RNA of Octopus sinensis (East Asian common octopus), 2484 nucleotides long. RefSeq lists its product as uncharacterized. Lineage: Eukaryota; Metazoa; Mollusca; Cephalopoda; Octopoda; Octopodidae. The transcript has 2 exons. The coding region runs from base 281 to 2215 and encodes 644 amino acids. The record is from RefSeq and is a predicted model, not a curated record.
ACUUUGCGAUGUUCCUCUACCUUUAUUUUGAGGGGUCAGUAUGUUUCGCCUUUGUAUAACCUACCACAACUGCAUGGGAUGGAGCACUCACAAUGUUUCGUCAUAUUCUCUUCUAUUGGUGGCUUUACUCGGAGAGAUAUUUGCUCUUGAAUACUGUCCAUAUGUCAUGUAAACCGCAUACCUUUUGUAUCUUUUCCGAGAGGCCUUUCACAUAGGCUAGACAGACUUUCACAUAGGCAACUCAUGCUAGGAUGGUAUCGCACAGAAUUGUUCAAGUGUCAUGAAUCGCUACACACGAUUUACGAUACGGAAAAGAUUAUUUGUUAUCGUACUUUGCCUAACUCUACCGUGGUACUACAUAUCCAGCUAUCUCCAAAACUUCGACAAAUAUGAAUCAGCAACGGGCCAAUGUGUCUUGCCGAACAUCGACCCGUUUGAUGAAUCCAUAAAACAAUUCAUCCGUAAACUCAGUCCGUUACAAUGUUCUAAGAACAACGAUUUCAGUUACCUUGACAACAAAGGUCGAGUACAUUUGAAUUGGACAGCUGGUCGUCUUCUUGGAUUUCACCGAAAUCAGACAUACUGUGUGUACAAUGUUAUCAACAGAUACGAUGAUGAUGAUCAUAUCCUAUACCAACCUGCCCGGACAGUGGUUUUUCCCAUGGACAUACCUUCUGACUUCUUCCGUAUUACAUGCGCGGAUGAAUCUGGUUCCUCUUACAGCAAUCUACACGCUCAUAUUUUCCCUACAAAUAUCACAAAUGAAAAAGUUAAAAAAAGGUCAAACCCUCGGAAACAGUAUAAUGUUUUUAUAUUUGGGGUCGAUUCUGUCUCCAGGUUAAACUGUUUGAGGAUGCUUCCGAAAACCUAUAAGUAUCUCACCCAAGAACUAGGGGCGUUUGAUUUUCAAGGUUACACCAAAGUUGGAGAUAACACUUUCCCGAACAUGGUGCCAUUACUCACAGGGAUGCAUCCUUAUGAAGAGUCGUCGAAAUUACCUUAUGUAGAUCCCUCAUAUCAUUUUUAUGAUUCUUACCCUUUGUUAUGGAAGAACUUUUCCGAUGCCGGUUACAUCACGAUGUUUGCAGAGGACGAACCGUUACUGGGUAUUUUUAACUAUUUAUCAAAAGGUUUUAACCAGCAACCAACUGAUCAUUAUAUGCGACCGUUUUGGCUUGCUUUGGAUGACACUCACCCUAGCAAUAAGUUUAUCAGUCCCUUCUUGUUAAUGCUGGAGAAUCAUGAAGUCCAGCUUAGUAAGUCUUCGACCCUUUGCUUCGGAAAUAUUCCCAAACAUGUUGUCUUGAUGAAUUAUUAUAAAUAUUUCACAAUGAAAUACAAAAAAACACCCCGGUUUGGAUAUUCCUGGUUAACAGAACUUGGUCAUAGUCAUUUAAACAUUGUACAGUUGGCUGACAACGAUUUUGUUAAUUUCUUAAAAUCCUUAAAGGAUAAUGGUCAACUAGAUAACAGUUUUUUGAUUUUUAUGAGUGAUCAUGGACACAGGUUCGAUUCUAUACGCCAUACGUUAAUUGGACGCAUUGAAGAAAGAAUGCCGCUUUUUUUAAUGACAAUACCCAAAGGUUUCAAAAGAGACUAUCCAAGCGCAGCAGCUAAUCUGCUCGCUAAUACUAAAAGACUUACAAGUCCGUAUGAUCUCCAUCAAACGUUGAAGGAUAUUCUGUCAACUGAUUACGAAAAUAACAAUGCAAAGAGAUUAGCAUCGACAAAAGGAGUGAGUUUAUUUAGCAGAAUCAGUAAGCAAAGGAGUUGUGCAGAUGCUGGCAUUAGUGAAAACUACUGUCCAUGUUAUAAAAUAAAACCUUUAAACACAACAGAAAAUAAUGUGAGUCGCUCUAUAGCCAAGUUUAUUCUUGACAAAAUUAAUUCUCUUCUCCAACCCUGGAGAGGCAUAUGUAGCAAUUUAAAACUGAACAGUAUUAAAAGCAGCGAUAAAAUUGUCCCUCAUGCAAGUCUAAGAGAAGAAAAUGGUUUCUUUGCGUCUUUAUUGAAACACCAGGAACCGGAAGAGGGUACUUACACUGUUGUUGUUGAAACAGUCCCUGGUUUAUCUUUGUUUGAAGCCUCAGUGAACUACAAAAGCAACACUGAUAUUAGUCUCUAUGGAGAAAUAAGCCGAAUCAACCGAUACGGUAACCAAUCAGAUUGUAUAAGGAACAAACGGAUGAAACUAUACUGCUAUUGUAUCGCGUAAAAACGGUCUUGAAGACUAGCAGCAUUGCGCAUGCGUAAUAACAUACUUCACCACAUACUGACACAACACUUCUCUUUCACCUACCACGUAAUUUUAUUUAUAUUUAUAUAUAGAAAAAAAAGACUAAAAAUAGAACCGAUUGAAAGCAAGACAGUAUUAUACACACACACACAUACAUGUACACUUCGUUUUUGUAUUUGGUUUACAAGGUUCUGUAUGAGAACUCGUGCAUUGAAACGAAUCUUGUUGCAUCUUGGGAAGGUCAUUAU